AAAAAAAAAUCUCAUCCACGAAAAUAAAAUAAAAUCAGUCCUAUUUUUCAGAGAAAAUCAGAUGAUAUUCAGAACUUGUCCUCUUCUUCUCUGGAAUUCUAUCCUUCGUUUUUCGUUUCCUUCCUUUCUACGUUUUCUAGGGUUGUUCUUUUUCCCUUUUUCUCCAAUGCCGGAGAAACUCCCACGGAUUUCAUCUCCAAUCCCACCAUAGAAAGAAAAUGGCUUCGGCGGAGGCGAUCUCCGCCUUCUUCCUUGGGCUCCUUCCCUUCUGGUUCGCGAUCCUCGCUGGGCUCCUUAUCGGAUGGUCGUGGCGACCUCGGUGGGCCGCUGCGCUCGUCUUCCUGGCCCUAAAUAGCAGGUCUCGAUUCGUAUGGACGGUCCCUCCAGGUCUCGGCGCCAGGCGCAUCUGGUUCGCCUUGACUGCUCUCUCUGUCUUCUCGAUCCUUAAUAGAUUCUUUAGAAGAUUUAAGACCUGUUCGAAAGCGCCGUCAUCUGAUGGCAUAUCCGGCGAUCAAAGCAUCACCUUCCGUCAGAAUUCAUCUUUUUCUGGUGCUGAGGAUGAGCAACCUGGAGUGACAGCUGCUGAUUUGGAGACCCUUUUUUCUUACAUUGAGGAGACGGAUGGUGGUCCCCCAUGGCAGUUGAUGAUGGAAAAAUCCACUGCCACACUGGCAUUCCAAGCUUGGCGUCGUGAUCCAGAGCUUGGCCCUACACAGUAUCGUACGAGAACAAUCAUUGAGAAUGUAGCACCUGAUUUGUUAAGAGACUUCUUUUGGGAUGAUGAGUUCCGAACCACAUGGGAUAACAUGCUUAUCUACUUCAGGAUUCUACAGGAAUGUCCUCGGACGGGAACCAUGAUUGUUCAUUGGAUUAGAAAGUUUCCCUUUUUCUGUAGUGAUCGUGAAUAUAUCAUAGUUCGUCGCAUUUGGGAAUCUGGAUCUACCUAUUACUGUGUAACAAAGGACACACAGCAUUCAGCUGUACCAAGGCAAAGAAAACCUAGACGGGUAGACCACUACUUCUCCAGUUGGCGUAUAAAGGCAGUGGAAGCAAGGAAUGGAGGGCAGCAGACAGCUUCUGAGGCGCUCCUUUUUCAUCACGAAGAAAUGGGGAUUCCAAAAGAGCUUGCAAAGAUUGCUAUUCAGAGAGGAAUGUGGGGCGUUGUGAAGAAAAUGGAUGUUGGAGUGCAGGCCUAUCUGUUGGCAAGGCUGAAUGGAGCUCCUCUUUCACGAUAUGCUGUCAAGGCACGUUUCAGUACCAAGAAUCCAUCCUCUAUAUUGUCAUUGCCCGAGUCAGAAUCUGAUAACGUGGAUGAGAGACUCAAGCAGGUUGAAAUCUCUGAGGAACCAAAAUGGACAAAUCACCUGUUGAAGUGGUUGGUCGUGGGUGGAGUUCUGGUUGUGUGUGGGUUAAAUGGGGGAGCCAUUGGUAAGGGGAUAGUAUUUGGGAUUGUCAGAGGCUUUCGGAGAGUUCAGAAACCUAAGAAGAAUGAGAGUGAAGGGGGUUGAAUAUAGCUUCAUCCCAACAGGUAACAAGCAUGCGUGGUAAUGGGAAGUGGAAGAUGAGCUAUUUUAUGACCUAAAGAAGUAACAUCCACAGUAGAAGAAUAGUGAAAAUUUCACUGCAUUUCUUCUACAGCGACAGACCAAAGCUACCACAGCCAAAAACGUUAAUGCUGCAUACACCUGCAUUAGUGAUUGGUGCAAGCAGAAAUGGGUAUGGUUGGAUAUUAUGCAAUUUGGUUGACCCCUUUACAACUGCUGCAUCAUAUUACAAAGAAAAUCUUUUCUGCCCUGCUUUUAACAGCAGAUGUACAGACAGGGUCGGUGGGAAAUUUCAGAUAUGGGUUCUAGGUGUUGCAGUUGUUUCACGUGAAGCCACAGCGCUGAUGUGCUGAAAUAUUUGGUUUAUCAAUGCCUUUGUAUAGUUUGAACUACUGAUGGAAGAGAUGUUAUUAAUUAUUAUCUCAUGCACUUCAUCGAA
Molecule: messenger RNA, 1983 nt
Organism: Magnolia sinica
Lineage: Eukaryota; Viridiplantae; Streptophyta; Magnoliopsida; Magnoliales; Magnoliaceae
Exons: 6
Coding region: 219-1508 (429 amino acids)
Molecular function (GO): lipid binding
Source: RefSeq, a predicted model, not a curated record